Messenger RNA from Bradysia coprophila, 985 nucleotides. RefSeq names its product transgelin calponin-3 (gene Chd64). Lineage: Eukaryota; Metazoa; Arthropoda; Insecta; Diptera; Sciaridae. Gene Ontology annotation, cellular component: actin cytoskeleton. Gene Ontology annotation, biological process: actin filament organization. The record is from RefSeq and is a predicted model, not a curated record. Gene Ontology annotation, molecular function: actin filament binding.
GAGAAACAUUCAGAGUGUGUGGUUGAAAUAUUCAGAGUCAGUCUUCAACAAACAUUCCGAACGUGUUGUUCUAUCUUCAACGAGCGCGCAUAUUUUUUUAGUUAUUGUACAAAAAAAGUUUACUUUUUUUUAGAAGAGUGUCAUACCCGCUAAAGGCUGUUUUAACUUAAAUUUUCAUAUUAUUUUAAAUAAUUUUUCAUUCCUUUUAAAAAAUAAAAAAUUUUGUAAUUUAAACAUCAACCAUGUCUGCGAAUAGAGCUCCAAAAUCCGGAUUUGCUGCCGAAGCACAGAGAAAAAUCAACUCAAAAUAUAGCGAAGAGCUAGCCGCCGAAUCGCUUGAAUGGAUCAAAGAAAUAACGAGCGAACCAAUCAACACCUCCGGCGAUCCAGACAAUUUCUUCGAAGUGCUAAAAGACGGUGUCUUGCUGUGCAAGCUCAUCAACUGCAUCAAAGCCGGAUCGAUCAAGAAAGUCAACGAAUCGAAAAUGGCAUUCAAGUGCAUGGAAAACAUCACAGCAUUCCUCGACCAUGCCAAGCAGCUCGGUGUACCGCCGCAAGAAACUUUCCAAAGUGUGGAUCUGUGGGAACGACAAAACUUGAAUUCCGUUGUCAUCUGUCUACAAUCACUCGGCCGAAAGGCAAACAAUUUCGGUUUCAAGGCAAUCGGUCCAAAGGAAGCCGAUAAGAACGUUAGAAACUUCAGCGAUGAACAGAUGCGUGCUGGUCAAAACGUUAUCUCUCUGCAGUAUGGAUCAAACAAAGGUGCCACUCAGAGCGGUAUCAAUUUUGGCAAUACGCGACACAUGUGAGCGAUUAAAUGUGCGGUGCCUUUUAAGGAUUUUUUUUUAAAUAUAAAAAUGCUAUACCAGAAGAGUGCACAUGGUACACCUUCCGUAAUUUGCAACAUUCCGAAUAUAUAAAAUUUGUUUUGCUGAAGUUAAAAAAUUUAUCGAAAAAUUUUUAUUAAAAAAAGUUACAAAUUCUA